GCUGUUUGAGAGCUGCACAUGGAUGGGGCGCCGCUUUUGUGAGCGGUGCUGCAGGAAAUGGCUUCAACGUUGACCAUGGAGCAGGCAGAGGCACUCAUCAAGCAGCUCAGAGAGGACCACGAGGCCUUAAGGGCAGAAGUGGCCUCACUGAGGAGCGAAGUUGUUACGCAGCACAGGGCGCCAAGCAAGACCACAAGCAAGACCACAAGUGGCACAGGCAGGCUUGCGCUUGGCUUGCCUCCGGGAUCAAGGCUGUGUGGGAAGGCUGAAGCUAGCUUGUACCAACUGGCGCAGGCAGCCCUGAGGCCUGGAGCAGAUGAGCGCCAAAAAAAGCUGCGCGCAGUGGAGGACAAGCUGAGGGGAGGAGCUUCUCCAGAUUCUUGGGAAGGCCCAGGCACGCCGUUGCUGGCUGCUGUCCAAGCCCGGUCGGCAGACCUGGCGAGUCUUCUGCUGAAAGCAAGAGCGGAUCCUGAGCUGGCAGAUGCGAAAGGACCCCCUUUGCGCGCUGCUGUUCAAACACGUUCCGCGGAUUUGGUUAGCCUCUUGCUGAAGGCACGAGCAGAUCCAGAGCAGGCAGAUGACAAAGGUGUGCGGCUUUUGCACCUGGCUGUGUACAAUGGUCAGGAUGAAGUUUGCCGACAAUUACUCGCUGCAAAGGCUAAUCACAAUGCUACAGACUGCCAUGGGCAGACGCCUAUUUUUUUUGCGCCAACGCGCACGAUCUGUGAGGCCCUUUAUAGGAGCCAUGCUGACAUGAACGUGAUCAGCCUCAAAGGGCAAUCCGCUGUUCAUUUGGCGGCCAAAGCUGGCUUGGGCGACAUAUGUGUCUGGAUGUGUGGCAAAGUGAGUCGUAGCCUGUUGCUUGUGCGCGACGCCGAGGGCUGCCUGGCGUCUGACUAUGCGCGUCAAGCCAAGGUCAGGCAAGAGCACAUUGACAAGUUGGAAGCUGCUGCAACUGCUACUACUACUGCAACUGCUCGAGGAAGCCUAGGCGGUCCCAAUGCUCAGCCCAGAGCAUCGCCUUCGAUAGCGGCUGACGUUGCAAGAACAGACAUCGGUGAGCCGCCAGAAAAGCAAACCGUGCUGGCGCCUGAAACAGUCUUGGGGCUGCAAGCGGACGUACCUUCGGCGGAGAAAGCUUCCAAAGGCAGAAGCUCCACCAGAACUUCUGCGCUUUCGAGAGACGUUCUGCCUGUGAUAGCAGCUGAUGUUGCAAGAGCAGACAACGGAACUCCGGCCGCAGCAAGUGAGCCGACAGAGAAGCAAGACGUGGCGCCUGAAGCAGUCCUGGGGCUGCAGGCAGAUGCACCUUUGGCAGAGAAAACUUCAAAAGGCAGAAGUUCCACCAGAGCUUCUGCUCUUUCGAGAGACGUUCUGCCUGCGAUGGCGGCUAAUGCUACCACGCCAGACGACAAAACUUUGGCGGCAACAAGCCACUCACCAGCAGAUCAGCAAGAAGUGCUGCAGACUCCGCCUGAAGAAGUCUCGGCGCCAGAGGCUCUUCUGCAUCCGCCCCAGCAGCAGGAGGAGGAGCAGCCUGAAGGUGGCUUAACUGACCCGCUAACGGCGGAAGACUGUGUGCCCCUCGAUCUUGGCGAUGAAGAAGCCUUCUGACCACGGGCCUAGCGAAGCUCGGAACUUGCAAGCAGGCUUGACAAGCAG
Messenger RNA from Effrenium voratum, 1662 nucleotides. The record is from the annotation of a GenBank genome assembly. Lineage: Eukaryota; Dinophyceae; Suessiales; Symbiodiniaceae.